GUUUUUGCAUGUUGAGCAGACAAACUGUCAAGUAAAUUUCGAAAGGUAAAAGAUGUUUCGAACAGUGCGGUACCUGCCAUCUUUAAUUCAGAGGAGUUCUUGGAACAAUUCCAGAAAUGUUGUCGGACCAUGUCUACAGAUACAGAGGAAAGAGGCUACACCAUGUUCAAUUAUACAGAAGAGGGAAACCAGUUCGAAGGCAGAAUCAGCUGAGACAAAUUCUUUUGCUAUGAACAUAUUUAAGGGUGAUAUCAAACCAUCAACUAUUUUCCCUUUUCCUGAAGUGUUGAACGAGGAACAGGAAGAGAUGCUUCAGAUGUUAGUUGAUCCUUGUGCCAAAUUCUUCGAGGAUGUAAAUGACGCUGCUGCUAAUGACAGCCUGGAGAAGGUGGAGGAUAAGUCAUUGGAGGGACUCAAAGAAAUGGGAGCUUUUGGUCUACAGGUCCCACAGGAUCUUGGUGGUCUUGGACUUACAAACACACAGUAUGCACGAUUGGUGGAAAUAGUCGGGUCACAUGACCUGGGUGUUGGAAUAACACUUGGAGCACAUCAGUCCAUCGGGUUUAAAGGCAUUCUCCUGUAUGGAAGCCCUGAACAAAAGAAGAAGUAUUUGCCUGAUCUUGCCACUGGAAAAAAAAUGGCAGCCUUUUGUUUGACAGAGCCUUCCUGUGGAUCUGAUGCAGCAGGUAUCAAGACAAGAGCCAUUCUCUCCCAUGAUGGAACUCACUACACCCUAAAUGGAGGUAAAAUCUGGAUUAGCAAUGGAGGUGUGGCUGACAUAUUCACUGUUUUCGCAAAGACACCGAUUAUUGAUGAGAAGACAGGAAAAGAAAAGGACACCACAGUGGCUUUCAUAGUAGAGAGAGGCUUUGGGGGGAUAUCACAUGGUGCACCUGAGAAGAAAAUGGGAAUCAAAGCCUCCAACACAGCAGCCUUGUUCAUAGAUGACUGCAAAGUACCUGUAGAAAAUAUGUUGGGAGAGGUUGGUGAUGGAUUCAAGGUAGCCAUGAACAUCCUCAACAACGGCAGGUUUGGAAUGGCUGCAGCCCUGUCUGGCACCAUGAAGUACUGCAUCAAUAAAUCUAUUGAACAUGCUGGACAGCGUGUGCAGUUCCGGACAGAAAUCUCAAACUUUGGAGCAAUUCAGGAAAAGAUAAGCAGGAUGGUUAUGAAACAUUACGUUACAGAGUCUAUGGCAUACUUAGUGUCAGCUAACAUGGACCAGGGUAUCAAAGAGUUCCAGAUAGAGGCUGCCAUCAGCAAAAUUUAUGCCUCGGAGGCAGCCUGGUUUUGUGCAGAUGAGGCCAUACAAGUUCUGGGAGGAAUGGGCUACAUGAAGGAAUGUGGACUGGAACGUGUCAUGAGAGAUCUGAGGAUUUUCCGUAUUUUCGAGGGAACCAAUGACAUCCUGCGUCUUUUUGUUGUCCUUACUGGAAUGGAGUACGCUGGACGUGCUUUGAAGUCAGCAGGUCAAAUGAGUGUUGUAACAGGCAUGCUGAAGAGAAAACUUGGAAUGUCGUCUGGUGAUUCCCUGUCUACACAGGUGCAUGAAAGUCUGAAGGAGCCUGCUGAUCAGGCCUCUAAAUCAAUCGCAAACUUCGGGCAGGUUAUAACCAGUCAGCUGAUCAAACAUGGACGGAACGUCAAAAAUCCUGAACAACAGUUUGUAUUAAAUCGGAUCGCUGAUGCAGCUAUAGAUAUUUACGGAAUGGUUGCUGUUUUGUCAAGAGCGUCGCGGUCAAUCGAGCAGAACCAUAGCUCUGCCCAACAUGAGUUGGAGUUAACCAAAGUCUUUUGUGAGGAGGCCGCCAUAAGGAUUGAUCAGAACUUGAGAGAUACUAUGGACACUAAGGCCUUAAGGAGAUAUGGCAGUCUGGCUCAAAUAUCUCAGGAUGUAGUAAGCAACAACGGAACUCUACAGCAGCAUCCUCUGGGAUUCUAACCCCCUGUCCUACACCUUAUCAGACAUUUUACAUAAGUGCAAAGCACAGUCCAUUUUUGCCUAUAGGGUAUAGCAUGUGCAUGGUUUUUAUGUGUUUUACUUUGCGUGUUUGUGGGAAAGGGGUGGUGCAAAGUUUACUUGAAUCGUUAAAAAUAUUAUAGUUAACAAAUAAAUGUGAUUGUUGGUGAUUGAUAUUAAAACAAGUAAUUCUGUGUCAACAUGUUGAUGUAUUGAUGCAGAUUGAAAAGAUAACAUACAUAAGGACACGUUUAUACAUUUAUUAUUAAAAAAUAAAACGUUUGGAUGUU
Mizuhopecten yessoensis (Yesso scallop) is the source of this 2250-nucleotide messenger RNA. Its product is annotated as very long-chain specific acyl-CoA dehydrogenase, mitochondrial-like. Bases 53 to 1942 code for a protein of 629 amino acids. The record is from RefSeq and is a predicted model, not a curated record. Lineage: Eukaryota; Metazoa; Mollusca; Bivalvia; Pectinida; Pectinidae. The transcript is spliced from 19 exons. Gene Ontology annotation, molecular function: fatty-acyl-CoA binding; very-long-chain fatty acyl-CoA dehydrogenase activity; flavin adenine dinucleotide binding.